UGCGGUUAUUGUUCCACUAAACCAUUGUUGUUCAUCCGCCGAAGUGAUCGUGCAUAAUGAUAGUUAGACACAUUUUUACUAGUUUAGUAAUAGUCGGGUUAGCUGCUGAAGUCUGGUCACACGUUGAAAUAGAGGCCGAAGAUUACUUCUUUCCAUUAGAACCGUUAGUAAAUUACUGCAAGAUGUCGGAGCAAUGUUCACACGACUUUGUGCCAAUCUGCGGCCAGGACGCCGUGGGUGUCGCCAGGAUGUUCAACGACAAUUGUGACAUGUUCGAACUCAACUGUGAUGAGAAGCAAAAAUAUCGGCAUGUGAAAAUGGAUUUAUGUAGAUUCGAUAAGCCAGAGCCGCCUUAUGAAUAACCUCAAGCCUGUCUCCCAUGGGGGUAGGCAGAGACUAUGGAACGCCACUAACUACGAAUCUUAUAUACUUUCGCUUCAUAAACAGUCAUCAGUUUUAUUCUGCAUACUUAUCGACUAAGUGUACUUUUAAUUUGAUUAAGAUUAUAUAAUAUUAUUAUGUUGUUAUCAUGCUCGUCACUAAUGAAAUUAAAUUAUGAAAUACAAUUUUAUUUAUUUUUAUAAUCAUAAGCUACAGAAUAAAUGGUACUUUUACAAGUAAAUAUUUUAAAAUUAGGUUCUGGCCACAAUUUUUUCAAUUCCCGUAA
Molecule: messenger RNA, 667 nt
Organism: Spodoptera frugiperda (fall armyworm)
Lineage: Eukaryota; Metazoa; Arthropoda; Insecta; Lepidoptera; Noctuidae
Exons: 4
Coding region: 57-362 (101 amino acids)
Molecular function (GO): protein binding
Source: RefSeq, a predicted model, not a curated record